AUGACAGACAUCCCCUCUGAGCAAAGCAGCUCCCUGUCGCCGGGAGCCAGGCGCCGCGCGCACGAGAUGGCAGUCUAUUGCAGACUCAUCGUCGACAAUCUCCAACGAGAUGCCGAAUAUGAAGAGCUUGGCGAGAUCCGCUCCGUCGGCGGCGUGAGCCGGUUCGAGGACAUGGGCCGCGGCGAGCCGUGCGGAGAGAACAAGGGCAUAGUGCUCUUCAUAAAGCGCAUCUUCGACGACGCAGACGACGAAGACGACGAAGAACCCGCACUCCGCGGCUCCGAUUCCGACCUGUGGAACGAUCUCAGGGAGAAAGCGGAGGAGGGCCCCGAUGGUAGACGCAAGAAACUCAAGAACGGGAAGUGGGAAGUUGUGUUUGAUUAUAGUGAGUCGAAGCGGUCAAAGUCCUAG
Messenger RNA from Anthostomella pinea, 411 nucleotides. Lineage: Eukaryota; Fungi; Ascomycota; Sordariomycetes; Xylariales; Xylariaceae. The record is from the annotation of a GenBank genome assembly.